CAUGGGGACACUGGACACUGCUGGCACAGGAUAGACUGUGCUGCAAUGCUGGCAGCUGCUCAGGCAGCCUCCUCUACUCGUCUUCUCUGGGCUCAGCUCCUGGGGACAGCACGGCGUGCCAUGGCCACCAGCCUGCUCCGCUUUGCCCCUCCGGAGGAGCUGCUCCGGCCCCUGGCCGUGCCAGAGAGGUUGCUGCUGGGGCCAGGGCCCAGCAAUGUGCCCCGCCGCAUCCAGGCUGCGGGCGCUCGCCAGCUCCUGGGCCACAUGCACCCUGAAGUGCUGCAGGUGAUGGAUGAGAUCAAGGCAGGCAUCCAGUACGCCUUCCAGACACAGAACAGGCUGACCCUGGCCAUCAGCGGCAGCGGCCACUGUGCCAUGGAGGCCGCCCUCUUCAACCUGCUUGAGCAAGGUGACCCCGUGCUGGUGGCCAUCAACGGCAUCUGGGGACAACGUGCUGCUGAUAUUGCCAGGAGGCUGGGAGCCAACGUCUAUGAGCUGCUGAAGCCCCCGGGCAAGUACUUCACUCCACAAGACAUUGAGCAGGGCCUGGUGCAGCACAAACCUUUGGUGCUCUUCAUCACCCACGGCGAGUCCUCCACAGGGGUGCUGCAGCCCCUGGAGGGGCUGGGCGAGCUGUGCCACCGGCAUGGCUGCCUGCUGCUUGUGGACGCAGUGGCAUCGCUUGGGGGAGCCCCCAUCUUCAUGGACCAGCAGGAGAUCGAUGUCCUGUACUCGGGGUCCCAGAAAGUCCUCAACGCACCCCCUGGCAGUGCCCCCAUCUCAUUCAGUGAGCGAGCCAGGGAGAAGCUGCUGAGGAGGAAGACGAAGCCCCCAUCCUUCUAUCUGGACAUGGGCUGCUUGGCAAACUACUGGGGCUGUGACGGGGAGCCGCGGAGGUACCACCACACGGCGCCCAUCAACAGCUUCUUCAGCUUGCGGGAAGGCUUGGCCAUGCUGGCAGAACUGGGUCUGGAGAGCUCCUGGGAGCGACACCGGGCCAACUGCACCCAGCUGUGCCAGGGGCUGCUUGACAUGGGGCUUGAGCUCUUUGUGGAAGAGGAGAAGGCCAGACUGCCCACCAUCACCACUGUCAGGGUGCCUGAGGGCUACAACUGGAAGGACAUCACGGCCUUUCUGAUGGACAGCCACGGCAUGGAGAUCGCUGGGGGCCUGGGCCCCACGGUGGGCAAGGUCCUGCGCAUCGGCCUCAUGGGCUGCAACUCAACCAGUGGCAACGUGGAGCGAGUGCUUGGAGCCCUGCAAGAUGCCCUUAAGCGCUGCCACCGCAGCCGGCUGUGA
Messenger RNA from Vidua chalybeata, 1299 nucleotides. RefSeq names its product alanine--glyoxylate aminotransferase (gene AGXT). The transcript has 11 exons. Gene Ontology annotation, molecular function: L-alanine:glyoxylate transaminase activity; L-serine:pyruvate transaminase activity. The coding region runs from base 46 to 1299 and encodes 417 amino acids. Lineage: Eukaryota; Metazoa; Chordata; Aves; Passeriformes; Viduidae. The record is from RefSeq and is a predicted model, not a curated record. Gene Ontology annotation, cellular component: peroxisome.